AUGGAACAUGAUCUGGCUGAAGAAGGAGAUCAACUUGCGAAAGAGUACUUUCAUGAGGGUGAUAUGGCUGUUGCUGUCUUGAUGAAAAAUUUGAGUUGGAAUUGUCAAGGAUUUCUUGGUAAAGACAUUAGAGAUCACAUUGGACACCUUAACACUCUUCAUGCUCCUGAUAUAAUUUUUCUAUCUGAAAUGAAAAUAAAUGAUAACAGGAUAGUCAGGUUAACCAAUUUUUUGUGUAUGCCUAAUAGUGUUUAUGUCCCAUUUGUUGGUGCGGCUGGAGGCCUAAUUCUUUUAUGGAAAGAUGGCUUCUCGGUAGAUAUUGUUGGCUCCACCAGUAAAAUGAUCCAUGCUAUAGUGUCCGAUGACCCUAGUAAAGGGGAAUGGUUUCUUUCUUGUACCUAUGGUACUCCUUAUAAAUCAGAACAGAAAGAACAAUGGUCUUAUAUAAAGGAUCUCAGUAAAUGUGUUAUUAUUCCUUGGGUAGUUUUAGGUGACCUAAACAUCACUAUUUUCUCUGAAGAUAGAAACCAUACUACUUCUUCUUCCACUUCUCCUGAAGUUCUUGAGCUUAUAAAAGACUCAGAUUUAUAUGAUCUAGGUUUCAGUGGCCGUCCUUAUACUUGGACAAGUAAUAAACAUGGCACGGGAAAGUAUAAAUCUAGACUUGAUAGGGCUUUCAUUAAUAGUCUUUGGUCCAUAGAUUAUCCUAAUGUUAUUAUGUCACAUCUCCUCCAAAGAGGAUCCGAUCAUACUCUAAUUUUAUUAGAAUUACAUAAGGAAAGUCUAGUUAAAGGGAGAAAUUGGAAAUUCUUCGAACAUUGGUUAAAAAAUGAAACUUGUCAUGAUGAAAUUAAGAAAGCUUGGUCUGCUUGUUAUUCUGGUUCUAAUGCUUUUGUAUUUUCUUACAAGUUAUCUCACACUAGAUUUAUUUUGUCUAAAUGGAAUAAGAAUACUUUUGGUAACAUACAAAGAAGAAUCUCAGAUUUGCAGCAAAAUAUCUCUCAGCUCCAAGCUACAGAUAAAGAUGGUAACAACACAACUGCAGUUAUAGAUCUUGAAAAAGAUAUCCGUGAUCUAACUGAUAUUCUGGUCCGGAUGGUUUUCCACCUGGGUUUUAUCAGACACAAUGGCAUAUUCAAAGAUGAUGUUUGUAAAACUAUCAAGUCUUUCUUCCAUUCAGGUUUCCUCUUGAAGCAACUGAACAAAACUAGAGUUUCUUUGAUUCCAAAAACACAAUCUCCUCACAUGCCGGAGGAUUUUAGACCAAUUGCAUUGUGUAACACACUGUACAAGAUAAUUUCUAAAGUUACUGCUCUCAGAAUGAAGAAACACAUUUCAAGAAUAAGCUCUCCUAUGCAAGCUGCUUAUGUACCAGGAAGAUUGAUUUCUGAAAAUGUAUGUUUAGUACAAGAAAUUUUUCAGGCCAUGAAGAAGAAAGAAGGAAAAGGAGGUAACUUAGCAUUAAAAAUGGACAUGUCUAAAGCCUUUGACAGGCUAGAAUGGAGUUUUCUAAUUGAUAUUCUAAAGAAGUUUGGUUUUAGCAGUAAAUUUUUUCAACUGAUCUCCCAGUGUAUUUCUACUACUGAAAUUGAAGUACUCAUCAAUGGUUCUCCUUCAAAAUCAUUCCAUCCAACUCGAGGGAUUCGUCAGGGUGAUCCAUUAUCACCAUAUUUAUUCAUCUUAGCCAUGGAAAGUUUUUCUAGGGUUAUCAAGGAGUUUAGCAUCUGUUCUGGACAACUUAUUAAUUUCAGCAAGUCUGCAGUUUAUUCCAUUGGUAAUAUGAAACCAUCUGAUUGCCAAGAUAUCAGUUUCCUACUUCAGAAGGCCGUUGGAAAAGCUCCCGAAGAAGACGUUGCGAUUUGCGAAACUGAAACAGUUUUUGGAGUGGACGCCGAGACUGCUGUCAGAGACGUUGGAGAAGAUAUGGAGGCAUAUACUGGGAUCGAUGUCGAAGCGGAUGUCGGAAAGGAGGCGGAAGAUGUUGCUGUUGAGGCAAUUUCCGAGUGGGAUGCCGAGGUUGCUACCGCUGAGGUGGCUUCUAGAUGGAAUGCUGGUGUUGCUGCUGAGGUGGCUUCUGGUUGGAACAUUUUUUGCCAGAGAGAGUGUUGGGUAAAGUGCUUGAAAGGGAUCUGA
Papaver somniferum (opium poppy) is the source of this 2133-nucleotide messenger RNA. RefSeq lists its product as uncharacterized. The record is from RefSeq and is a predicted model, not a curated record. Bases 1 to 2133 code for a protein of 710 amino acids. Gene Ontology annotation, molecular function: catalytic activity. Lineage: Eukaryota; Viridiplantae; Streptophyta; Magnoliopsida; Ranunculales; Papaveraceae. The transcript is spliced from 5 exons.